Lampris incognitus (smalleye Pacific opah) is the source of this 2502-nucleotide messenger RNA. RefSeq names its product SH3-domain binding protein 1 (gene sh3bp1). Lineage: Eukaryota; Metazoa; Chordata; Actinopteri; Lampriformes; Lampridae. The transcript has 18 exons. Gene Ontology annotation, biological process: regulation of Rac protein signal transduction; regulation of actin cytoskeleton organization; signal transduction. Gene Ontology annotation, cellular component: intracellular anatomical structure; cytosol; cytoplasm. Bases 338 to 2422 code for a protein of 694 amino acids. Gene Ontology annotation, molecular function: protein binding; GTPase activator activity. The record is from RefSeq and is a predicted model, not a curated record.
GCAGUGAUGCAGGCCGACACCUUCAACUCACUGCCGGGAUGACUAAAACCAGAUAUAGACGUUGGUCGUGUCACUGCUGUAGAAGCCGUCCCUAUUCUAAACGACGGUGUGUGUUGUGUUGUUCUAACGACCAUGUGAAUAGCAGACCCGACUCUUGAACUGAUCUACUUCCUCAAGGAAGGAGGAAGGAGAAGCGCAACCAAAACGGGCCAAGCACACAAGACGAGUAGCAGCCAGGAGCGUUAGUCUCAUACCCUGGGGGGAGGAGAAGGAGGAGGAAGGGGGCAUCUGACGGUGUCUUUACCCUUCUGUCUGAGAGGGUCCGACAACUGUGAGCAUGCUGAAACAGUCUCUGAACAUCCUGAAGAGCCUCGGCUCUGCAGGGAGGUCACAGGAUGCCACCGACCUGCUGCAUGAAGACCUGGUGAUGGUGGAGCAGCGGGUGGAGCCAGCUAAAAAGGCGGCGCAGAUGCUUCAUAAGAAACUGCAGGCUUGUCUGCAGAGCCAGCCGGGGCUGGAGGCUGACAAACGCAUGAAGAAACUCCCACUAAUGCUGCUGUCCAUCUGUAUGGCAGAGAGCUUCAAAGACUUUGAUGCAGAGUCUUCUAUCAGGAAGGUGUUGGAGAUGUGCUGUUUCAUGGAGAAGAUGCUGGCCACCAUGUUGGCUGACUUUGAGGUGAAGGUUGAGAAAGAAGUUCUGGAGCCGCUCAGUAAACUCAGUGAGGAUGACCUACAAGAGAUUCUUCGCAACAAGAAACAGUUUGCCAAACUCACCACAGACUGGCACAAUGCACGCAACAAGUGUCAGUCCAGUACAGGCCCCCAGGCGAAGCAGGAUGGGCUAAGAGACGAGGUGGAGGAGGCUUGGAGGAGGUUGGAGAACAUCAGGGACGAGUACUCUGCUGACCUGUAUCACUUUGCCACAAAGGAAGACGACUACGCAAACUACUUCAUCCGGCUGUUGGAGCUCCAAGCAGAAUAUCACAAACAGUCACACGAAUUCCUGGAUCGAAACAUCACCGAGCUAAAGGAGAACCACACUAGUAAAGAUCCUGGGUGGAGUCUGUCGAAGGGGAAGGUGUACGGAGAGCCGCUGCUCACUCACCUGUCUGCAAGCCAGAGAGAGAUCGCUGCUCCUAUCCAGGAGUGUGUUCACAUGCUGCUGAAAACCGGCAUGAGAGAGGAGGGUUUGUUUCGUCUGACGGCGGCAGCCUCUGUGGUGAAGAGGCUAAAGACUAGUCUGGACCGAGGAGAAGUCAACCACAGCGAGUUCGAUACAGAGCCUCACGCUGUAGCUGGAUCUCUGAAGUGCUACCUGAGAGAACUCCCCGAACCUCUGAUGACCUUUGAACUCUAUGGCGAUUGGGUUGAAGCGGCAGGAGCGAAAGACCCAUCAGAUAAACUGGAAAAGUUCAAAGGGCUGCUGAAGAAACUUCCUCCAGAGAACUACAACAAUCUCAGGUACCUGAUCCAGUUCUUGUCGCUACUGUCGGAGAAACAGGAGGUGAACAGGAUGACUCCCAGUAACAUCGCCAUCGUCCUCGGACCAAACCUGCUUUGGCCGAAGGCUGAAGCGGAGGUGGUGAUGUUGGACAUGGCGUCAGCCUCUUCGGUCCAGGUUGUGCCGGUGAUUGAGCCUCUCAUUCAGUACAGCAGCAGUCUCUUCCCUGAAGAGGUUUCUUUUGAGAUCCCUGAACUUCCAGACAGUGCAGAUCUGACCUCAUUCACUUCUGUAUCCCAGUCGUUGGAUUUGAUGAAAGACAACCUGAGCAGAACGACGUCUUCCUCCUCCACGGCCUCUUCCUCCUCCUCCUGUCAUCCUGCUCUCUCAAAGAACAACAGCACGGCCUCGAAUGACGGUGGCGGCUUCUUCCUGGUGAAAUCUGGUUCUGUGAGUCGUGUUGCAACCUCUACAUGGGACAGCCCUGCCACUGACCUGGCAGGAAACACCUCCAGCAUCCUCCCCUCAACCCUGGCCCCGAGUCCUGCCUCCAGCUCGACAGCCAAUCAAAUGCCGUCUCUGCUUUCCAGAAUGUCAGCUCCAAUCCCGUUCAAGACCAGGACUCCUAGCCAAAGACAAGGUUCAGAACAGGGUCAUCUGGAGUCCAUUACUGAGGCACCACCAAACUCCCCCAGAGCCAAGCUGAAGAUUGCCUCACCGUGCAAACCAAGGAGAUCCUUUUGCAAAGGACCGAUUCAGGCCAACGAGCAGGUGGUGGUCCAGUUCUCCAAACCCAGAACAUCUGCACCUCAGCGCCCGGUGCCGACGGACGCCAAAAGCCAACCGGAACCCUCACCGAGGGCCCAGAUUCCAGUCCUCAAGAAGACCCCUGUAAAAAAGCCCCACGUCAAAGCCCCCACCUGCCCCCCACCCCUUCCGCCAUCAUUGGAGGGUAAACAGGUUUCUUCUGUAUCACAGUGAGAUAGAAUGACACCCGCAUUCACCGACUUUUUCUGAUCUAGUGUUUGAAACAUCGAUGUGUGUAAGAAGUGGACAACAAA